This is a messenger RNA of Solea senegalensis (Senegalese sole), 2017 nucleotides long. RefSeq names its product putative beta-lactamase-like 1. Lineage: Eukaryota; Metazoa; Chordata; Actinopteri; Pleuronectiformes; Soleidae. The coding region runs from base 112 to 1827 and encodes 571 amino acids. The record is from RefSeq and is a predicted model, not a curated record. The transcript is spliced from 7 exons.
UGUAGGUGGUGGUGGUGGUCAGUGACUGCUCAGCAGCAGUGGAGAUGCCGUCAUGCUGCUUUUCCCUGGAGGAGGAAGGAAUAUGUGGAUUUUUUUUUUUCUAUCUGGUGAAUGAAGAAUGAGACAAAUAUAAGAGGUUGCCCACGACAACCGCCGAGCAAGAUGAAGGUGAAAUGGACCAUGCUUGGCAUGGUUGUCUUCUUCCUGCUCUCUGUGGUCAUGACCUGCUGUUUCAUAUGGCAGUACAGGAUGCCAAAGCUGAAGACAGUGGUGGUUGAAAAACAAGCCACAGUGGAGGAGAUGUGCCCUCGCUUCCCUGAGCCUGUGCCGCUGAAACAUCCCAUCACAUCACUGAGGGUGGCCUUAGAGAGGAUCGAUUUACUCCUGAAGAUGAGCGUCCACAGCACCAAGCUGCCUGCCAUAUCAGCUCUCAUCGUGUUGAACGACUCCGUUCUGUGGAACGGAAACUUUGGGAAGACCAACACGAGUGACUCCUCCUCGUCUGUACCCAACGAGUACACGGUGUACAGAAUUGCAAGCCUCUCGAAAAUCUUCCCCACACUGAUGCUGUACAAGCUGUGGGAGGACGGCCUGGUGGACUCUCUGGACGACCCUCUGGAGAAGUACGCAGACAAUUUCACCAUCAAGAACCCACUGGGGAAAAGUGGAGGGUCACUCAGGGACCCCGGCGUCCGCUCUCCAGGACUCAGUCUGCGCAGGAUGGCCAGUCAGCUCUCUGGUUUACCCAGAAGAUUAAGGUCAACUAAUCUCCUUUGGAGUGGAGACACAGAGUCAGCUCUUAAUUUGUUAAAGGAUGAGGUUCUUGUGGCAGAUCCAGGCACCAGAUGCCACUACAGCAACGUUGCUUUUUCCCUGCUGGCCAACGUCCUGGCCCGGAAAGUGGCGGGGUCAGACUUUGAGAGCUGGGUGUCGGACAACAUUCUGGUGAAGCUCAACAUGGAGGACACUGGGUUCAACUUGACCCCGCGCAUUCAGAAGAAGAUGGCAGUGGGCGUGUACAGCAACGGCCAGCUGGCUCCGCUCUACGACCUCGGCUGGUACCGACCCGCCGGACAGAUGUAUUCCACAACGGCGGACAUGGCCAAGCUCAUGAUGGCUCUCCUGGGUGUGUCUGGAGGACUCGUGCUGCGCAAGGACACGCUGAACACUAUGUUGACCCCGGUGUUGCGCUGCCAUGACGGCUACUUUGCCAACUCCACUGGCACACCGUGGGAAAUCAAUGAGCAGUUUGGUUAUGACGUGGUGAGGAAGGACGGUGACCUGGACGGUUAUGCUGCCACUCUCUCUUUAGUACCACGACUUAAACUGGGACUAGUCGUCCUGAUGGCUGGGGUUCGUCCCGGCGACCAGGACCUUGUGAACCGGGCCUACAGUUAUCUCAUCCCCGCGGUGCAGAGUGCUUUCAGGGACGCUCGAAAAACUGUGAGACCACCACCUGACCCGACUCCAUAUGUCGGCUUUUUCACUUAUCGGAACAUGACUUUCUAUGAGAUUAAGGCGGACUCAGAUGGAGUUCUCAUCAUGCAGCAGUUUGGACCACAGCUGGACACAACUGUGCCGGCCAAGUACCGGACUAUUCGUCUGGAUUACCUGCAGGAGCGGGUGUUCAGGCUGGUGUUUGAGAGCCCGUAUCCCUGCAAACUCAAGUUUAACAGCGCCUCCGUGUCCCUGGACAUACAGGACGGUCAGCUGUUUAACUUUCAUGUCUUCACCAAGAAGGGUGUGUCGCCGGGGUUCGAUUCCCCAGGACUCAACACUUACACCGUGACGAGGAUCGCUGGAAGACCCUUCUUUAUUUCACAGUGACAGGAAUUCAGCUCCACUAUUUCAAAAUGGUUCAUGACACAGGAGUAAGACAUGCAAUUACUCUUUAUGUUUUUACACAGUUGUGUGAAAUAUCUCCGAAUGUGUGUUGUUUUUCUACCCAUAAAACUUUAUUAUAAACCACAAUGUAAUGUUUUCUUCUUUAAUUAUCUGACAUGAACCAUCAUAAUUA